Molecule: messenger RNA, 1804 nt
Organism: Magnolia sinica
Lineage: Eukaryota; Viridiplantae; Streptophyta; Magnoliopsida; Magnoliales; Magnoliaceae
Exons: 15
Coding region: 73-1461 (462 amino acids)
Source: RefSeq, a predicted model, not a curated record
UUCCAAUAGGCAUAUGCGCUGAUACGUCUUAAAAUCCAAGAUUCUCGGGUAUUCUCUCCCAAACGGCAAGAAAUGGCGGACUACGCUCCGUUAAACCGAAGAGAAGAAGAAGAAGAAGAAGAAGAAGAGGAGAAGAAAAUCAAAGCCACUCGCAUCGCUUCUCUUGAUGUUUUCCGCGGGCUUUCCAUCUUCCUGAUGAUAUUUGUUGACUAUGGUGGUUCAAUUCUUCCAAUCAUUGCUCAUUCACCAUGGAAUGGUGUGCGGUUGGCGGAUUUUGUCAUGCCUUUCUUUCUGUUUAUUGUUGGUGUUUCUCUUGCCCUUGUCUACAAGAAAAUAUCAAACAAAUUUGCAGCAACAUGUAAAGUAGUGCAACGAGCGAUAAAACUCUUUCUUCUUGGUAUUAUUCUUCAAGGUGGUUAUUUUCAUGGUGUAAAUACUUUGACAUUUGGUGUUGACAUUGAACGGAUACGUUGGCUUGGUAUUUUACAGAGGAUAGCUAUUGGAUAUGCUGUUGCAGCUUUGUGUGAAAUUUGGUUACCAUCAAGAAAUCCAAGGGAUGUGAGCAUAGGAUUUUUCAGGAGUCAUUGUUUUCAUUGGUUUAUUGCAUUGUCACUAUGCACCAUGUAUCUUGGGCUACUAUAUGGUUUGUAUGUUCCGGAUUGGCAAAUCAAAGUGCCACAGUCUACGUCUUCAGCAUCAUCAUCAAACAGUAACUAUACCGUCCUUACAGUGAAGUGUGGAGUAAGAGGCAACUUGGGCCCGGCAUGUAAUUCUGCUGGAAUGAUUGACCGCUAUGUUCUUGGUUCUGAACAUUUAUAUUCCAAGCCUGGUUACAGAAACUUAAAGGAAUGCACUAAUUCUACAAAAGGUCAAGUUUCAGAAAAUUCACCUGCAUGGUGCUACGCACCGUUUGAUCCUGAAGGCAUUUUAAGCUCUUUUACAGCUGCUGCAACCUGCAUCAUUGGACUUCAUUUUGGUCAUGUUCUUGUACAAUUAGAGGACCAUAAACAUCGGCUUUUCGAUUGGUUACUAUUUUCUGUGUUACUUUUUGCCCUUGGGUUAUUCCUUGCCUUCAUAGGAAUUCCCCUAAACAAAUCUUUAUACACAAUCAGUUAUAUGUUACUUACAGCUGCUUCAGCAGGGAUCACUUUUUCUGCUUUGUACCUGUUGGUGGAUGUAUGUGGUUACAGGCGUGUGACGUUUGUGUUAGAGUGGACGGGAAGGCAUUCUCUGAGUAUAUUUGUUCUUGUGGCCUCUAACAUAGCUGUUAUUGCCAUUCAAGGAUUCUACUUCACUUAUCCUGAAAAUAACAUUUUGUUGUUGGGCUAUAUAUGUUCCAACAAGCAACACAUGUGCAUAGUACGUGCUCGACGAAUCGCCAUAGAGAUGAGGGAGGCAUCAUUAGACUAUGAACUGUCGGCUGAGAUUCAUUGGAUCCUAAAACACUUGGUGCACAAUUGAUGCGUGCAUUUGGUUGAAUAUUUUGUGCAGAGCUUUGCAGGGCUUUGCUGAGGAAUUUUGAAAGCUGGUCUGCUAGAAAGGUGUUGUGGAAUUGGACCAGAUGGGGUGGGAAAAAGUUGUAUUCUCCCUUUGGAGUGGAUUUGGUGAUUUUUUUUUUCAUUGGAUAUUUUGUUUUGUGAUGUAUAUGUGAUUGGCUCUCUUGUGCCUUUGGCCUGCUUAAUAUAAUCUUUUAUUGCAUUAAAAAAGGAUAGUUGUAAAUGCCUCCCUCCGUUUUAUGACAAAUGUAAACACCUCCCCUGUUUUGGAUUAUAUAGCAAGUACCUUCCAUCUUUUAGAGAUUUCA